CGGCCGGCUUAAAGAUGUGACCUCAAAUAAACCUAAAAUAAAGCAAAAUUAGACCAGAAUUUCUUAGAUCAUCGAUUUUAAUCUAAUAAUUCCCUCAAAACAAAAUUCCAAUUUCGAGCGAUUAGGGGUUCAGCCAAAACGGACCGCGUCGAAUGGCAGCUCGCGCGCACCGACUCCUCCUCCCCUCUGCCUUCCACCGAAGCGUGAUCCCCGACCCAUCUCUCCACCUUUUACCCCCGUUGCUGAGCACCGCAAUCUGCAGCGGCGGCCGUCGACGCCGCGUUCGCGCCCAAUUAAUCGUGGGAAGAAUGGCGUCUGGUGGCUCCCGAGCCCCUUCCUCGCCCACGCGCAUCACCCUUCCGGGCGGCGACUCCGUCGAGGUCGUAGCCGCCCCCGGCGUCUCCGAUUCUGACCUCAGAAAUGCCAUCAGUUCUUCCCUUUUUAAGCAGUGGUUGAAGAAUAUGCAGAGUGACACUGGCCUUCUAGCGGGAGGGCAUAUGUCUUUAAGACAAGUGUACAUUCAGGGAGUGGAUAUGUUUGGUAGAGGUGUUGGGUUCUUAAAGUUCAAAGCAGAUGUUUUUGAUAAAGAAACACAAGCAAAGAUUCCAGGAAUUGUGUUUGCAAGGGGACCAGCUGUUGCUGUGUUGAUUCUUUUAGAGUCGAGAGGAAAAACUUAUGUUGUUCUUACAGAACAGCCUAGGGUUCCUGUUGGAAAACUCAUUUUGGAACUCCCAGCUGGCAUGAUAGAUGAUGAAGGCGGUGAUGUUGUUGGCACAGCAGUUCGUGAGGUUGAAGAGGAGAUAGGGAUACACUUGAACAAGGAGGAUAUGGUGAAUCUUACAGCAUUUCUUGAUCCUGUAACCGGAUGCAAAGUUUUUCCAUCACCGGGUGGGUGCGACGAGGAACUGAGCCUGUUUCUUUAUAGAGGCCAUGUAGAGGAGGAGAUCAUAAGUGCCCUGCAGGGAAAGGAGAUGGGCCUCCGUGAUCAUGGUGAGCUGAUUAAGGUACAUGUUGUUCCUUACGAUACACUUUGGCGUGUGACUGCUGAUGCAAAAGCUCUAGCUGCAAUUGCCCUAUAUGAAAUGGCGAAGAGGAAUGGCUUUUUGCCUUGAACUGCUCGACUCGAGUAUGCUGUGCAAGUCCAUAUACAAAUUCCCUGAAGCUGCCUUUUGUCAACAUUUCACAUUGGAGAUUUGCUCUCUUUCAUUUAGCCAAUAAAUCUUUGUAUUUGGUGUCACGAAUUGUAUGCAAUUUUUCCUUUGAUAAGCAGUGAAGGUAAUUAGAUGACUUGUCUAUAGGACAUUUUGAGCUACCGGACAGAUUAACCACAUUGUUCAAUUCCAGAUUUGAUGGAGUGACAUAUGUGAGAAAGUAAACAUGUUAUUUUCUUUUGGAAAGACUAAUUUUUUUCGUCUGAUUUGUUAAUGUGUUACCAAAUGUGUUAUCUUUAAUUUUUUUUUAUAUGAAUGAUAAGUGAUGAAAGUCGAUAUUAUUAUGAAGGAUAUUUUUCUUUUUCUGGAUA
Musa acuminata AAA Group (dessert banana) is the source of this 1522-nucleotide messenger RNA. RefSeq names its product nudix hydrolase 14, chloroplastic-like. The transcript has 7 exons. The coding region runs from base 153 to 1112 and encodes 319 amino acids. Gene Ontology annotation, molecular function: ADP-glucose pyrophosphatase activity; ADP-ribose pyrophosphatase activity. The record is from RefSeq and is a predicted model, not a curated record. Gene Ontology annotation, biological process: ribose phosphate metabolic process; nucleoside phosphate metabolic process. NCBI's taxonomy places the organism in Eukaryota, Viridiplantae, Streptophyta, Magnoliopsida, Zingiberales, Musaceae.